AUGGAACCGAAUGAAAGGAUGGUGUCUUUUGGCGUCGUCUCACUCUUCACGUUCAUACCACAGGCCCCUGCGGUCAAAGCGCUCAGUAACCUUCUACGUCAAAAUUACGACGGGGACGAUGGCCAACGCAUAGCUCAAGAUCUCAAAGAACCCAUGGGGCACUGUCUCAAGACAUUCUUUACCUUCGAAGGGAUCACAUACGAGCAAAUCAAGGGCACUCCAAUGGGUUCACCAAUCUCCGGGCUCAUUGCUGAGGCGGUUCUACAAAAACUCGAGAUACGGCUAUUCGAGGAGUACAAACUCAAGUUUUGGGCACGCUACGUUGAUGACACCUUUGUAAUCAUCGACCGGGAUAAAAUAAACUACUAUGCGGAAGUACUGAACUCAAUCAUUCCCUAUCUACAGUUCACGAUGGAAGAGGAAGUAGGAGACAAACUUCCAUUCUUGGAUGUUCACGUCUGUCGCCAACCAAAUGGCCAAUCAGCGACGUCGAUCUACAGCAGAUCGACGAACACGCUGCAAAUGCUUAGUUACAACAGUAACCACCCGCUACAACACAAACCAAGCUGUGUCCGCACGCUAUACCGAUGGGUUGAAACUCCUUGCAGCACGCCAGCCGCCGAACUGGACGAGAUAAAGCUCCUCCAAGAACUCUUCAGAGCCAACGGCUAUCCGCGGGCAUUCAUUGAACGGCAUGCGACAGUUUGA
Molecule: messenger RNA, 708 nt
Organism: Spirometra erinaceieuropaei
Lineage: Eukaryota; Metazoa; Platyhelminthes; Cestoda; Diphyllobothriidea; Diphyllobothriidae
Source: the annotation of a GenBank genome assembly